AGGACUGUGAAAAAGGUGUGAAUAGUUUGAAAAUCAAUAACAAAGCAAAAUUGGGAAAAGUGCAUUUUUGCUGGAGCAAUUUUGUCAAUAAAGAAAAUAAGAAAGUGCAUUAUUGUUUCUUUAAUGCAAUGCAAUAUUAAUUGAAUGAGAAUUUGAUAAUUUAAACAAAGUAAGCGUACAAAGUGAUAACUGGUAGAAUCAGCCAGUGCAGUGUAUUUUACAAUCUGGUACGGGUGUGGGUACGAGUAUUUUUUUAUUUGCUCUGUUGCGCUUUACGUAGAAUAAACAGGUCUUGUUUGGUCAGUUCCUCGCGUUUUAACAAUCGUUGUUUGCCUUUCAUGUGGUUCUUUGCGACCCGGCUGCCGUGAUGUGAAUUAAUUAUUUUCCAUUUCCCCUAAUUUGAGCGUCUGUCUUCAUGGGUUUCUGAAGACGAUUCCCUGUUGAAAGUUAUACAUACCUACUUUGCUGGUUUCAUUUUGUAAAUUAAAAAGUUGAAAUAAAUGGUGGAGAACAAAGGAGAUGACAACGAGCUGCUAAUAAGGUUUAAAGUUAAGUGAACGAACGACAAAAUUGUAAAAAAGUUGGUAAAAAGGUCAACAUAAAACACAUCAACGCUGGUUCUUUUAGUGGAUAAACUUGUGAGUUGGUGAUUCAUUGCUGCAAAGUCGUACUAAACCACGGCAUACUAAUUACUAUUACAUUUACAUAUUCAAAAAUACGAAAAAAGUACAUCUUUUAAAUUAUAGCGGUUAGUGGACUGCUUCGACGUUGACUACUGCGUCCUAAGCUGUAUUACGACAUAAGAAUAAACUUCCGCAACAUUUGGAUAUUACACUACAAUCCUACAACUCCACGUCUUUAGCCUGAUUACCGUCAUUCAACAUGGACGUUUCAUCACGAGGAGUUUCCGCUAUUGUUGAAUACGAUUAUGUGGCCAAAGAACCCGAUGAGCUGGACUUAGUCAAAGGUGCUCUUGUACAUAAUAUUAAACAGAUGCCGGGUGGCUGGUGGGAAGGCACGCUACAAUCUACAGGGGAAACCGGCAUGUUUCCUGAUAAUUUUGUGCGACUUAUUGAUAACAGCGAUGAAAAUAUAGUCACAAUGAGGGACAAAGCAGCAACAGCCAAUCGGCGCUGUAAAGUCAUCUUCAGCUACACACAAGUGAAUGACGACGAACUGUCGCUGGCCGUGGGUGAUGUCAUUGAAUUCCUUGGGGAGGUCGAGGAAGGCUGGUGGCGUGGACGUUUAAAAAACAAAAUCGGCGUAUUUCCAUCGAAUUUCGUUACUGUCAUCGAGCCAUCACCUAUUUUGGCCAGUAAACGACCAGCAGCCGGUCCUGCUGCCACAUCAACCGUAAAAGCAGCUGCGACAGCCGCAGCGCCAAGCGCAGCUGCAUCAGCGCUUGAGAAGUCAAGCGUUGGCGACAGUAGCUCUACAUCAUCGACUAGCACAAACACCGUAACCGCCAGUUCAACAUCAACGAAGAAAAUGAAUCGUAUUAGUUUUCACAGUUCCAAAGAGGAUCUGUUGAAUAGCAGUAACAUCAGCAGCAGCAGUGGCAGCAAUUUCGUUGCGGCAACAAGCACAAACAACACAUCUGUGGAUGAUGUUGCACCAUCGUUGCCACCGAAACCGCAACGGGAAUACUGUCGCGUCGAAUAUCCGUAUACGCCACAAAACGACGAUGAGCUGGAAUUGAAAGUGGGGGAAAUCAUCACGAUCAUCAGCAUGGAAUUGCCGGAUAAGGGCUGGUGGAAGGGCGAACUACACGGCAAAGUUGGUGUAUUUCCAGACAACUUUGUCAAACUGUUAGACGUCACGUCACUGAGCGAUUCACAACCUUCCCAACGAUCUGCGAAAGCAUCCAAUGUUACUGCCACCGCUCCCACAAGCACCAUCACCGCCGCCGCCAAUACAGCACACGUAAGAUCAGCCGCCGCAUCAGCAGCCACAUCGGCGGCACACACCGCAGCAGCUACAUCCAAGGUGUUCAUCAAGAAGUCCGGCAGUAAUUCGUCGACGCAAAGCUCCAAUCGCUUGCAGAGCGGCAAUGUUGCUGCACAACGCAAAUCGCUGGAGAAUAAAAAUCUAGAUUUGUCAGCGAAUGCGGCGGACGCAAGCAGCCGCCUGGCAUUGAAGAAGCAGCAAUUACAGCAACAACAACAGCAUUUGCAAGAGACGAAGACGGUGUUGACAAAUAACGGUAGUGUUACAACGACGACCACAACAACCAGCAGCAUGUCAGCGAGCUCAGCCGCAGUUGCAAAUGAAUUGCGCAAGAGCUUGGAAAGUUUGGAUGAGAAGACGAAGACACCGCCACCAGUGCUGACGAAGAAGCCCACCGUAACGACGAAGAAACCGUCGAGUGUUACGGGCGUUGCGAGCAACCUCUUCGGCUUCGGCAAGCAAAAAACGAAAAGCACCGACAGCAAACUCACCACCGCUGCUUCCCAAGAUUUUGCGGAUGGAAUGUGCAGCAGUAAGACUUCAACGUCGGGAGAUGCAGUUGUUUUACGUCGGGCCGCCACUAUAGCAACUGAGGACUCCGAUUUCGAUCGGCUAGAACGCUCCUCCAUACUGACAGAUAUGCGUGCAGGACGCGUUAAAGCGCCCAAGCGACGUCCACCUUCGGCGGCCAUUAAUAUAAUCGGUGAAAGCAACAAUAACGAUACAAUUUACCUCAAUGGUAGCAGCGGUGGCGGCGCUUCUGGUGGCGAGUUGUCACAAGAGGAAGGCAAACUACAAUCGUCCGACGAAAACUCGACCGGCGAGGAACAGUUGGCAAAACCGAGGCCACGCGAAUGGGAGAAGAAGAAGGCACCAUGGAUGGAAGAGCUGAAAGCAUCACAGGUAAAGAAGAAGACCUCGCCCAGCGUGGAACCACGCACUCAAAGCACCAGCAGUGUGACCGAUCGGACAUCACGACUGCUUAGCGAUGAUGUCAAAGUUACUAGCAGCAAUCACAGUAGCAGUCAUAGCAGUAGUAGCGCCACGAGUAGCUCGACCAGCACCACCACAAAAGUACAGUCCUCGUCAGUUUCGUCGAGCUUAAUGCAACAAUCGAUGACUGUUGAGAGCAGCCAGCAGGUGCUGAAGCGAGAACUAAAUUCCAACACUAUUGCUGACAUCAUGACCAAAAGUAUGAGCAAUAAAUUCACCACUGACUCAUCGACGCUUUCACUGACGACGACGGCGCCGCCGCAUGCCACCUCAGCCACCAACGCCACCACUGCCGGCGAUGAUGUACGCGCGCGACCCAACAGCCUAUCGAUACGUAAUCGCAGUAUGUCACCUUCAUUGGCGGAAAGUAGCGGCAGUGGCAGUGUGCGCACAGGAGCAAUGAAGAGUACCGCUUCACCAGCAACGACAGCCACCAACGAGCCGCCGAGCUCCAAUGGCGCGGUGAGCUCAUCCGUACUAGUUGCCAAUGUGGCAGCGGCGGCGUCCAGUCAAAAUUCAAUAGGUGCUAAUAACCAUUAUCAACAGCGGACCAGCAACCCCGCUGCAGCGCCGAUAGCCAGCGAUAAUGCGCGCAUUGGUGAAUUAGAGCGGCGUGUUGGAAAACUAGAGCAAACUGUGGGCGCACAACAACGCACCAUCGACGAACUGUUGCGAUUGCUGCGCGAGGAGACCGAUCGUGUGAAGGUGCUGCGCGGGGAAUUGGACAAAUAUGCGCAGUGCGUGACGCAAGUUUAAUUGCUUACCAGUAGUUGUUCUGCUUGUUGAUGUUAGGAAUGUGUAGUGGAGUGCGUUGAGUACAUACUAUGUAGUAGUGUGUGAUUGGUAGUGGAUGCGCCCAGUCCCUUAGAGCCCUGACUUGUAAUGCGCUUGUCGAGUUAAAGUGAAGAGAGAGAGAGCCCGGGUUUCUUACAUUCUUGCAAAUUUUACUGCAUUCCAAUUUAUUUUAUACGUAUGUAAGUUUUGAUUUUCCUUCUUAAAUUAUGUGAUUAAUUUAAUAUGCGGGCAUUUUAAAAAAGUCCCACAUGUAGAAUAUAUGAAAGUUUAUGCGUAAAUUGAGCCCAAUAAUGAAAGUAGUGGUGCAAGUAUUAACCUACAACAUAAAUGCUUACGUGUGUCAUUUAUUUUUUCCAAAACUUUAAUACGUUUUUUGCAUGCUUUGCCUAUUGCGCCUACGAUUGGAUCGUAUGUAUAGCGGUUGAGCGGUACUUUUUGGUUGAAAUUCUCAAACCGAUUGCUGAUAUAAAACUGCGUUAUGAGCGCGUUUGUAGCGAUGUUAAAUAUAUAAACGAUAUUAGUAAACAAUUAAUGUACCAUAUCACGCUGUUCAAGAAUUUCUCUAAAAAUAAAACCAUUAGAGCGUAACAAAUGAUAAAACUUACAUAGCAGUACUUAAUACGGAAAUGCUCCUUUUUAGAAAAAUUAAGUGAAAAAAAAAACAAUUUUCGCAUAGUUUAUUAAAAUGUAUAGGUUUAAUAUUCACGUAACAAAUAAGUAUUUUUCUAAAAACAGCGUAAAAUUACAAAAUUCGAGAAACAGCUAACCGAUAAAUAGAAUAUUAAUAAUAGUAGCUACUGUGGUUUUACACAUUUUAAAGAUGACAGUUGAAAUAUAACGUUUAACUUAUCUACCUAUACUUACAUACUACAUAUCCGCACCUUCAUGUCAGAAGCAUGAAUGUGCAAAUAUAUCAGUUUUGAGUUAUUGGGUUGACUUGAUUAACCUUUGAAUGUUCUAUGUUAUACCAAAACCCAGAAUACCAUGCGUACACGGAAAGCACAUAUUUUACAAUUUCAAUUGCAUAAAUGUAAAGUUAAGCCGCGUAAAAAAGCCUUUCAAACUUGAUUUCCAGAAAUUUUAAUUUUUACACAUUCAUGUUUCUGGCAUAUGGGCGACGAUAUUAAAUAAAAAUUUGUAACAAAAUAAGCGCGUGUGUAUUGUGUCAAUAAUACUAGAAUUAGAUGUAUUUGCCAUUUAAUUGCUAAUUUGCAAAUCAGUCUAGUUAUGAAUACAAAACAAACACACAUUAAAUCUUGAAAUCUUAUAUUCUUUUUCUACUACGAAUCCCAAAUGUAACAAGAUCAUUUCUUUAUACAGACAUAUAUAUAUACAUAUGUAGCUCCGUUGCAUGCCAAAAUAGCUUCUUAUAGCCAAAAUAUUCGAUGUCUGCAAAGUUUUUGCCUUUUUUUUAUUUAGAAAGGUUGCGUGCAUAACCAUAUGCAACGCAUACAUUUAUUAUUACUAUUACUCUUUUUUUGUUACACGUAAUAUUUACUGCAAUCAUGUACUAUAUUAAAAAAUACGAUUAAAUAUUAGGUCAUAAUGCGAAUUGAAAUAAUAAAAAAAAUCCUUAAAAAUUUA
Molecule: messenger RNA, 5319 nt
Organism: Rhagoletis pomonella (apple maggot)
Lineage: Eukaryota; Metazoa; Arthropoda; Insecta; Diptera; Tephritidae
Gene: cindr
Product: serine-rich adhesin for platelets
Exons: 7
Coding region: 883-3696 (937 amino acids)
Molecular function (GO): protein binding
Source: RefSeq, a predicted model, not a curated record